This is a messenger RNA of Colletotrichum costaricense, 354 nucleotides long. RefSeq lists its product as uncharacterized. The record is from RefSeq and is a predicted model, not a curated record. The coding region runs from base 1 to 354 and encodes 117 amino acids. The transcript has a single exon. Lineage: Eukaryota; Fungi; Ascomycota; Sordariomycetes; Glomerellales; Glomerellaceae.
AUGCUGCUCUGCAGGGUUGGCCUAUUACCCCUUACCUCACCAACCUCCACCACUGUUUUUUACGACAACGACACAGCAACGGCCUCUUUUCAUAAUUCCUGGCGGUUCCAUUCUUCGGACUUUGUCACGUUACUUCUCACCUUGCGGAAUGCGACUUUUCGAAACGAUUUGUUUUGGGCAGGCAUUCAAGACCAGGAAGUGGAGGAGGAAUUCGCGCUGUGUGUAGCAUGCUUAAUUCGAUACCCGACAUAUCAAUCUCUUCAAACUAUUUCACUACAACGUCUUGAUCGUGAUUCCUGUUCAGUGUUCCCAGUUGUGAGAAUUAAUGCUCCCGAUCAUGCCGCAGAGUGCUGA